Molecule: messenger RNA, 4324 nt
Organism: Pteronotus mesoamericanus
Lineage: Eukaryota; Metazoa; Chordata; Mammalia; Chiroptera; Mormoopidae
Gene: APBA1
Product: amyloid beta precursor protein binding family A member 1
Exons: 13
Coding region: 236-2749 (837 amino acids)
Biological process (GO): chemical synaptic transmission
Cellular component (GO): plasma membrane; dendritic spine; cytoplasm
Molecular function (GO): protein binding; amyloid-beta binding
Source: RefSeq, a predicted model, not a curated record
UCGCGGCGGCGGCGGUGGCAGCUGCGGUAGCGACGGGAGAAGAUGGUGGCGCUGGAGGUAGGAGCGCCUGGAGCGGAGCUUUAUUCCCAGGCUUGGCACCGGCGCUGUCAUUAGCGCCGCCUGCUCCCGCGGGCCCGCGGACCCGCAGACCCAGCUGUCAGGCAAGCCAGGUGAGGCAAAAUGAGAGCGCAGUGAGCCGGCCCAGCCUCUCUCCCAGCCGUCCCCGACGCCCACCAUGAACCACUUGGAGGGGGCCGCGGAGGUGGAGGUGACCGACGAGACGGCAGGCGGGGAGGUGAACGAGUCGGUGGAGGCCGACCUGGAGCGCCCCGAGGUGGAAGAGGAGCAGCAGCAGCAGCAGCAGCAGCACCACUAUGCGGGCCGGGCCCCGCGCGGGCGCGCUGUCGAGGGGCCCCGCGCCCAGCCCGGGCCGCAGGAAGACGAGGAGCGCGGGGAGUGCCUGGCGCGCUCGGCCAGCACGGAGAGCGGCUUCCACAACCACACGGACACAGCCGAGGGUGACGUGAUCGCCGCGGCCCGCGACGGCUACGACCCGGACCGCGCGCAGGACCCGGAGGACGAGAGCGCCUACGCCGUGCAGUACCGGCCCGAGGCCGAGGAGUACACGGAGCAGGCGGAGGCCGAGCACGCUGAGGCCACGCACCGCAGCGCGCUGCCCAACCACCUGCAUUUCCACUCACUGGAGCACGAGGAGGCCAUGAACGCGGCCUACUCGGGCUACGUCUACACGCACCGGCUCUUCCACCGCGGCGAGGACGAGCCCUACGCCGAGCCCUACGCCGACUACGGGGCCCUCCAGGAGCACGUGUACGAAGAGAUCGGGGACGCACCCGAGCUGGACGCGCGCGACGGUCUGCGGCUGUACGAGGAGGAGCGCGACGAGGCGGCUGCGUACCGCCAGGAGGCUCUAGGCGCGCGGCUGCACCACUACGACGAGCGCUCUGACGGUGAGUCCGACAGCCCCGAAAAGGAGGCCGAGUUCGCGCCCUAUCCGCGCAUGGACAGCUACGAGCAGGAAGAGGACAUCGACCAGAUCGUGGCCGAGGUCAAACAGAGCAUGAGCUCGCAGAGCCUUGACAAGGCGGCUGAGGACAUGCCGGAGGCCGAGCAGGACCUGGAGCGCUCCUCCACCCCAGGCGGGGGCCGGCCCGACAGCCCCGGGCUGCAAGCGCCAGCGGGGCAGCAGCGGGCAGCAGGCACCGUGGGCGGGGAGGCGGUGCAGCGGUACAACAAGGAGAAGAGGGAUGCCAUCUCGCUGGCCAUCAAGGACAUCAAGGAGGCCAUCGAGGAGGUGAAAACCAGGACCAUCCGUUCGCCUUACACCCCUGACGAGCCCAAAGAGCCCAUCUGGGUCAUGCGCCAAGACAUUAGCCCCACCCGAGAUUGUGAGGAUCAGAGGCCGGGGGAUGGAGACUCUCCCUCUCCAGGCAGUGCCUCGCCCCUGGGCGCGGAGUCUUCAAGUACGCCCCUUCAUCCCAGUGACCCCAUGGAAGCCUCCACGAACAAAGAGUCAAGAAAAAGCUUGGCUUCAUUCCCAACCUACGUUGAAGUUCCCGGACCUUGUGACCCUGAAGACUUGAUUGAUGGAAUCAUUUUUGCUGCCAAUUACCUUGGCUCCACCCAGCUGCUCUCAGACAAAACUCCCUCCAAAAAUGUGCGCAUGAUGCAGGCCCAGGAAGCAGUGAGCAGGAUCAAGAUGGCCCAGAAAUUAGCCAAAAGCAGGAAGAAGGCUCCUGAAGGCGAAUCUCAGCCAAUGACCGAAGUGGAUCUCUUCAUUUCUACGCAGAGAAUCAAAGUAUUGAAUGCUGACACACAGGAGACAAUGAUGGACCACCCUCUGAGGACCAUUUCCUACAUCGCAGACAUCGGGAACAUUGUCGUGCUGAUGGCCCGCAGGCGGAUGCCACGCUCCAACUCCCAAGAGAACGUGGAAGCCUCCCACCCAUCCCAGGAUGGAAAAAGGCAGUACAAGAUGAUCUGCCACGUUUUCGAGUCUGAGGACGCCCAGCUGAUCGCUCAGUCCAUAGGACAGGCGUUUAGCGUGGCUUACCAGGAAUUCCUCAGGGCCAACGGGAUUAACCCUGAAGAUCUCAGCCAGAAGGAGUAUAGUGACCUGCUCAACACCCAGGACAUGUACAACGACGACCUGAUCCACUUCUCCAAGUCGGAAAACUGCAAAGAUGUGUUCAUAGAGAAGCAGAAAGGGGAGAUCCUAGGUGUGGUGAUCGUCGAGUCCGGCUGGGGGUCCAUCCUGCCAACUGUGAUCAUAGCCAACAUGAUGCAUGGAGGGCCUGCCGAGAAAUCGGGGAAGCUGAAUAUCGGAGACCAGAUCAUGUCCAUCAAUGGCACCAGCCUGGUGGGCCUGCCUCUGUCCACCUGCCAGAGCAUUAUCAAGGGCUUGAAGAACCAGGCCCGGGUGAAGCUGAACAUUGUGAGGUGUCCUCCGGUGACCACUGUGUUGAUCAGGAGGCCAGACCUUCGCUACCAGCUGGGUUUCAGCGUCCAGAACGGAAUUAUCUGCAGCCUCAUGCGAGGCGGAAUAGCUGAGAGAGGAGGCGUCCGCGUGGGACAUCGGAUCAUUGAAAUCAACGGCCAGAGCGUGGUUGCCACCCCACACGAGAAGAUUGUCCACAUCCUCUCCAAUGCUGUGGGGGAGAUCCACAUGAAGACGAUGCCGGCUGCCAUGUACCGACUGCUGACAGCGCAGGAGCAGCCCGUUUACAUCUGAGCCGCGCCCCCGCCGGGCGCAUGCAUGGAGGACUCUCCUCACUCGUGGUUGUGUUUCUCGUUCUGCAUCUGUGUGCCCACUGAGACGUUCCCCUCUUGCGCCCACACUCAGUCUACACGGGAAGGAAAGAAUCUGUAAAGACCUCUGUGCUCUCUCUCUUCAGUUUGCUUUUUUUUUUUUUUGAAUACCAGGGAAGUUUUGUAUGCACUCCCUUGAGGAUGGGUAACAGCCAGUAUCCACCGGGUCUCUGCCCAGGACUGGACUGGACUGUCCUGAUGGGCCCCCGGGGGCCUAAGGAGGGCUGUCACUGCCCAAGGGGACAUCCUCCCUUCCCAAGAGGUGCAGGCCUCUUAGAAGGAGCUCCAAGGGACAGCACAGCAGCUGAUUCAGCAGUGCCUACUAUUCAGUCGCUGAUCCCUGCUCUCCUCGAGUCAGUUUGCCGGAAUCUGGUAGGAACAGGCGACCAGCCGGUGUCUUUAAGGAUAGGCCCUGCCCACCACUGACUUGGGGCACCAUUUGUUACUUCUGCCCAGAAUCUCUGAGCCAACUGUAGGCCUCUUCUAUAGCUAGUUUUAAUUUCAACAUAAUUGUAUUUUCUAACAGGAGCCUCCUCCCCCCAGGACAGAAGGGGAGCUGCCUUGGACCAGGGUAUCUUCUUGUUUGUGGGUGAUUCCUGGGACAGCCGUAGCUUCUCUAGGUUGUCCUGAGGUUACACACUGUUAGAUGAACGUGGGCAGCCGCUGUCUGCCUCCAUCCCUGUCACACACCUGUAUGUACACACAGUCUCGUUUGCAUAUCUGUCACCCUUCUCUCCCACCGCGCAGGACAGACACAGAGCCCCUGGAGAACCCACGUUACCUCUCUGUGGGGCCCCUCCCCCUGGCCGGUGAGACCUGCAGGGCCUGGUCAGCUCCGUCCUGAGAGAACUGCCCCUUCUGGGGCUGAGGCCUGGCCCUGACGGCGCACCCUUGGCUCAAAGUGCUCUAGUGGCCUCCCCUCAACCCCCUCCACACACACACACACUCACACGGGGAGUCUGGGAAGGUUAGACUGCUCACCUGGAAGACAAGGACGCAGGCGCGUUCAUGUUACAUUUUCUUCUGUGCUCAGGGCCGCUAGGCAGGAUGGGACAUUGGAAAGGCCAGAAGAGUACAUAAACCACAAAACUAAGGGGACAAUAAUGACCUCAAGCUAUGCCUAAGAAUCCCCAAAUACGUUCCAGAAACAUCAUCUUGCUGCCUCGUGUGCCCAGGAGUUUCACUGGUGUGGAGUGUUACAUGUUUUUUAUCAGGUGCCUCAUGUUUUGGGUUCCGUCUCAGUUCAGUGCAAAUAUUUUAGUAAUAUUACUCUGAGCCAGUUUUUACUUAUUCUUUGGUCCAAAGAGCAUUUUGUUUUCAUGUAGAUGGGGUAUGGCUUAGUUUGGUUUUUGUUUCGUUCAUGACCUCAGCAGAGACAGGGAAAGAGAAACUAAUAUAUUUUAUAAUAUUAAUAUAGUCCCUGUUCUCUGCACUUGGGAUAUUUAUGUUGUGUUUGUGGAAAGAGGAAUCUGGUGAGCACAUGUUGGGGAGUAUGUAU